CCUCCUUGUGGCUGCGGCUUGUUGUUGUGGAGCCAAAAUGGCGGCCCAGGCGGCGGCGGCGGCGGCCCAGGCGGCGGCGGCCCAGGCAGCGCAGGCCGAAGCGGCCGAGUCGUGGUACCUGGCUCUUCUGGGCUUCGCCGAGCACUUCCGCACUUCCAGUCCGCCUAAGAUCCGCCUGUGUGUUCACUGCCUGCAGGCCGUGUUCCCCUUCAAGCCGCCGCAGCGCAUCGAGGCCCGGACGCACCUGCAGCUCGGCUCUGUGCUCUACCACCACACCAAGAACAGCGAGCAGGCGCGCAGCCACCUAGAGAAGGCGUGGUUGAUAUCACAGCAAAUCCCACAGUUUGAAGAUGUUAAAUUUGAAGCAGCGAGUCUUUUGUCUGAAUUAUACUGUCAAGAGAAUUCUGUUGAUGCAGCAAAGCCACUGCUGCGGAAAGCAAUCCAGAUCUCACAACAGACCCCGUACUGGCACUGCCGCCUGCUCUUCCAGCUUGCUCAACUACAUACACUUGAGAAGGACCUGGUGUCAGCCUGUGACCUCCUAGGUGUGGGGGCCGAAUACGCCCGGGUGGUAGGAUCCGAGUAUACACGGGCACUAUUCCUGCUCAGCAAAGGGAUGCUGCUACUGAUGGAGCGCAAGUUGCAGGAAGUCCACCCGCUGCUGACCCUCUGUGGACAGAUAGUUGAGAACUGGCAAGGGAACCCCAUCCAGAAAGAGUCUCUGCGUGUCUUCUUCCUGGUGCUCCAGGUGACCCACUACCUGGAUGCUGGGCAGGUGAAAAGCGUGAAGCCCUGCCUAAAGCAGCUGCAGCAGUGCAUCCAGACCAUCUCUACACUGCAUGAUGACGAGAUCUUGCCCAGCAAUCCUGCUGACCUCUUCCACUGGUUGCCCAAGGAGCACAUGUGCGUGCUUGUCUACCUGGUGACUGUGAUGCACUCCAUGCAAGCCGGCUACCUAGAGAAGGCACAGAAAUACACAGACAAGGCCCUCAUGCAGCUGGAGAAGCUCAAGAUGCUCGACUGCAGCCCCAUUCUGUCCUCCUUCCAAGUGAUCCUGCUCGAGCACAUCAUCAUGUGCAGACUCGUCACAGGACACAAGGCCACUGCCCUGCAGGAGAUCUCCCAGGUCUGUCAGCUGUGCCAGCAGUCCCCCCGGCUCUUCUCCAACCAUGCAGCACAGCUGCAUACACUGCUGGGCCUGUAUUGUGUCUCUGUCAACUGCAUGGACAACGCAGAAGCCCAGUUCACCACAGCUUUGCGGCUCACCAAUCACCAGGAGCUGUGGGCCUUCAUCGUGACCAACCUGGCGAGUGUGUAUAUACGGGAAGGAAAUAGACACCAAGAGGUACUGUACAGUUUGUUGGAGAGGAUCAAUCCAGACCACAGCUUCCCUGUCAGCUCGCACUGCCUCCGAGCAGCAGCUUUCUACGUGCGUGGGCUCUUCUCCUUCUUCCAGGGACGCUAUAAUGAGGCCAAGCGAUUUCUACGGGAAACCCUGAAGAUGUCCAACGCAGAGGACCUGAACCGGCUCACAGCCUGCUCCCUUGUGCUCCUGGGCCACAUCUUCUAUGUGUUGGGAAACCAUAGGGAGAGUAACAACAUGGUGGUGCCCGCCAUGCAACUGGCCAGCAAGAUCCCAGACAUGUCAGUGCAGUUGUGGUCAUCAGCCUUGCUAAGAGACCUGAACAAGGCCUGCGGGAAUGCCAUGGAUGCCCAUGAAGCUGCCCAGAUGCACCAGAACUUCUCACAGCAGCUGCUCCAGGACCACAUUGAAGCCUGCAGCCUCCCCGAACACAAUCUCAUCACGUGGACAGACGGCCCGCCUCCUUUGCAGUUCCAAGCUCAGAAUGGACCCAAUACCAGCCUGGCCAGCCUCUUGUGAGGCCCCUGGAAGGGGCCACUCAGCUUCUCGGGGCUCCAUGGGGCCUGGUGUGUUCCCGACUUGCACCGAGACGGCACUUGAGCUUCCCUUGGAGGUGUGCUGGUGUGGCCGUCCCCAGGCUUCUUUCCCAACUGUCUCCAG
Messenger RNA from Phacochoerus africanus (Common warthog), 2023 nucleotides. It is a transcript of the gene MAU2, whose product is annotated as MAU2 sister chromatid cohesion factor. Lineage: Eukaryota; Metazoa; Chordata; Mammalia; Artiodactyla; Suidae. Gene Ontology annotation, cellular component: chromatin; SMC loading complex. The record is from RefSeq and is a predicted model, not a curated record. Gene Ontology annotation, molecular function: protein binding; double-stranded DNA binding. The transcript has 19 exons. Gene Ontology annotation, biological process: mitotic sister chromatid cohesion; maintenance of mitotic sister chromatid cohesion. Bases 38 to 1882 code for a protein of 614 amino acids.